This is a messenger RNA of Rhipicephalus microplus (southern cattle tick), 2311 nucleotides long. RefSeq names its product fatty-acid amide hydrolase 2-A. The record is from RefSeq and is a predicted model, not a curated record. Gene Ontology annotation, cellular component: endomembrane system. Lineage: Eukaryota; Metazoa; Arthropoda; Arachnida; Ixodida; Ixodidae.
GGCAGUUUGCCAGUCCCGUUCGCAAGCUUCUCGAGUGUACACUAUCUGCGAGAUAGUGGGAAUGACUUCUAAGAAAGUAGUAUUUUCCGUGAGCAAUCAGAGUGCUGUAGCUGGAAGUGGGACACGUUUGUGCAACCUGGUGUUUUCUAGCUUAACGUUGUCCGCGCAAUGGCUAACUUCUUAGGAAGUUGUCGUGAGCUGUUACUGGAACUGGGAAUAUAUUUGUGGUGCGCUGUGACGCGGACCCUUUUUGCUCUGUGGUUUUAUUGGCAGAGGCCUGUACCGUUGCCACCCGUAAUCGACAAGCUUCUUCUUCGCUCUGCUACAUCUCUUGCUGGCGACAUCAGAAAUGGCAAGGUAAAAAGCACGGACCUCAUAUCAGCCUACAUCCGACGCAUCCGGGAAGUGCAGCCCAUCAUUAACGCUGUCGUCGAGGAAAGGUUCGAAGAGGCUCUCAAAGAUGCCGAAGAGGUAGACAGACUGGUGGCAUCGCGAACCAUGAGCGAGAGCCAAAUGAGCAACGAAAAGCCUCUGCUGGGGCUGCCUUUCACUGUCAAGAACAGCAUCGCCGUGAAAGGUUUGCGCCAGGACGCCGGCUCAUUGUUCUGGCACGGGCGGCGUGCCACGGAGGACGCGCCAAGUGUGGCGCUGCUUCGGGCAGCUGGUGCCAUCCCGCUGGCACUGACCAAUGUCCCCGAGCUGUGCAUGUGGGGCGACUCGAUGAACCUGGUGGACGGUUGCACCCGGAACCCUUACGACACGCGCCGAAGCCCUGGUGGAAGCAGUGGUGGAGAGGGAAGCCUCCUAGCCGCAGCUGGCUCCCUGAUGGGCAUAGGCACGGAUCUCGCGGGUAGCGUUCGAGUACCGGCAGCCUAUUGCGGGAUCUUCGCCCAUAAGGCAACUUCCGGUGUGGUGCCAAACACUGGCCUGCUUCCAGAUGUCGGAGAGAAUCUGGAGCAGUACAACUGCGUGGGACCCAUGUGCCGGUUCGUGGAAGACGUGUCACUGAUGCUCAACGUCCUGGCAAAAUAUGUGGCCAAUAGGCUCAAACUAAACAAAAAGGUGAAUAUCAAGCAUCUGAAGGUUCAUUACAUGGACACGGAAGGAAGCUUGUACAUCAGCCGUGUGACCACGGAGGCUACCAGAGCAGUUAGGCGGGUGACUGAGUACCUGAAGACGGCUCAUGGGAUCGAACCAAAGCGACUCCACAUACCAGAGGUGCAGUUCAUGACGGUCACGUGGUUGAAGUUUGUUGCUGCCAAGGAGCCCAAGCCUUUGGCAGAGAUGUUCAGGCCCGGUGGUUUCAACACUGUAAAUGAACUGAUCCGCUUCCUUGUGGGAGCUAACCGUCACACACUCGCCGCGAUGGCGUUAUCCAACAUGACGCGACUUUUCAGCUUCUGUUCGGAGCAGAAUGCUCAAGCCUGCGUCGCCUCCGUCGAGAGCGCCCGCGACCGCUUCGAGGAGACUCUCGGCGACGACGGAGUUCUCCUACUGCCAGCGGCCACGAAAUCUGCCCCGUUUCAUAACCAGGACUUGAUGUUCUUCGAUUCGCCGGGCAUGACAGCCCUGUUUAAUUUAUUCAAGGUGCCCGUCACUGUGUGCCCUGUUAUGAGGUCGGCGGACGGAUUGCCCCUGUGCGUACAGGUAGUGGCGAAGAGAGGAAACGACAGACUAUGCCUAGCUGUCGCUAGAGAAAUCGAGAGACGCUUUGGUGGGUGGUCAGAGCCUUAUGUGACACUUCCGAGAGGCUUUUGAUGCCCUCAACCUGCUUUUACUAAACGGUGUUCUACGGGUUGUUAAAUUUCCCUUAUUUGAAUGGGCUUGCAUCACGUGAAAUAGCAUGAGCGCUACAAAAAAGGUGGCUUGUUUAACAGCGAGUCUCAUAGUCGGCUUUCUGUGGCAGUUUCUUAUCGCUAUGAUGCCUCAGACCGUGCAUUGAAAGUAAGGAGAACGAGUGUACUGAAUUCUUUUCAAAUCAGCAUGGUGACACCCACAUUUAAUCCUGUGGUCGGGGCAGAAUUCACGCAAAAUAGCUCAAAAAAGUUCUUUUGUCAACCACUUAAUUUAGGAUACGAAUGAUCAGAAUCUGAGCACACUUGAGUUGUUUGCACUCUAAAUUUCAUGUGUUUUUUUAAUGACCCAUAUGGUCAUGCAAAUUAUAAAGAAAUCAGUAACGCCCAGCUGCAUUGCUAAUCUUGGCGCACUUGGUACUGUGGUGUACGUACGCUGAAGCAGCAAAAACAAAAAAUAUGCCCGACGUCUUUUGAAAGCUCGUUUCACCCACGGAAUAAAACCCCCAUAAUGAAUA